Messenger RNA from Brugia pahangi, 279 nucleotides. Lineage: Eukaryota; Metazoa; Nematoda; Chromadorea; Rhabditida; Onchocercidae. The record is from the annotation of a GenBank genome assembly.
AUGGUUGAGGGCAUAAGCACUAUGGCAGUAUGGGCAAGUGAGUUGGGGAGGUUUGAUUUGGCAAAAGUUGGUCAAGGGGUUACAACGUUUUGGUCAGCAAAGCUUGGAGAAACGAACCUCCGCGGGUGGGUAGACUAUGAGCUAAUUCGGGAAGGGUUGGGUGGUGAGUUGAUAGGGCUUCCGAACUCCACGAAUCGUGCAAGAUAUAAAUUCAUGUGGCGGAUCUGUCUAAUGGGGCAAACGGUGGAUGGCAGUUUCCGUAAAAACUGCAGUUUGUAA